Molecule: messenger RNA, 1248 nt
Organism: Clonostachys byssicola
Lineage: Eukaryota; Fungi; Ascomycota; Sordariomycetes; Hypocreales; Bionectriaceae
Source: the annotation of a GenBank genome assembly
AUGUCGCCUUCGGUGGUCGACAGCCUGGUGGUCGAGACGCCGCCCCGUCCGGCAUCACCAGAGCACGGAUUCGGCACUCUAGCAGUUCACGCCGGCGCUCCCCUGGACCCUACCACCGGCGCUGUCAUCGAGCCCAUCUCUCUUUCCACCACCUUCGCCCAGACUGCUGUUGGUCGUCCUGUCGGUGCCUACGAAUACUCCCGUUCGAGCAACCCAAACCGCGAUAACUUCGAGACUGCUGUUGCAGCCCUCGAGCACGCCCGUUAUGCCCUAGCUUUUUCCAGCGGCAGUGCUACCACGGCCACCAUCUUACAGAGCCUCGCUGCCGGCUCCCAUGUCAUCUCAGUAUCGGAUGUGUAUGGCGGCACCCACCGUUACUUCACCCAGGUCGCAAAGGCCCACGGUGUCAGGGUCACAUUCACACCCGAGAUCGAGGUCGACGUCAGUGAGCACAUCAAUGAACAAACCCGCCUGAUCUGGAUCGAGACCCCCAGCAACCCCACGCUGCGUCUCGUCGACAUCCGUGCCAUCGUCUCGGUGGCCCACCGCCACGGCGUCCUUGUCGUUGUCGACAACACCUUCCUGUCCCCCUACGUCCAAAACCCUCUCGACUUUGGCGCCGAUAUCGUCGUCCACAGCGUCACAAAGUAUAUCAAUGGCCACAGCGACGUGGUGAUGGGCGUUGCCGCCUUCAACUCCCCCGAGCUCAAGGAGCGUCUCAGCUUCCUCCAGAACGCCAUUGGCGCUGUCCCCUCUGCCUUCGAUUCCUGGCUGGCCCACCGUGGCCUGAAGACGCUCCAUCUGCGAGCUCGCGAGGCCACCAGCAAUGCUACUGCCGUUGCCGCCGCCCUCGAGGCCUCGCCACAUGUCAUCGCCGUCAACUACCCGGGGCUGGACUCCCAUCCCCACCGCCACAUUGCUCGCAAGCAGCACCGUGACGGCAUGGGAGGCGGCAUGUUGUCCUUCCGCAUCCGCGGUGGGCACGACGCUGCUGAGCGCUUCUGCCGCUUUACCAAGAUCUUCACUCUCGCGGAGUCCCUGGGAGGCAUCGAGUCCCUCGUCGAGCUCCCCAGCAGCAUGACGCAUGCCGGUAUCCCCCGGGACCAGAGAGAGGCCGUCGGCGUCUUUGACGACCUGGUCCGUGUCAGCUGCGGUGUUGAGGACGCUGAGGAUCUCAAGAGAGAUGCCCUCCAGGCCGUGGAGAAGGCUGUGGCUGGAGCCAAGAACGGGACCAAUGGUUCCGACUAA